Mangifera indica (mango) is the source of this 1975-nucleotide messenger RNA. Its product is annotated as cytosolic sulfotransferase 7-like. Gene Ontology annotation, molecular function: sulfotransferase activity. The transcript has a single exon. Bases 726 to 1781 code for a protein of 351 amino acids. Gene Ontology annotation, biological process: sulfation. The record is from RefSeq and is a predicted model, not a curated record. NCBI's taxonomy places the organism in Eukaryota, Viridiplantae, Streptophyta, Magnoliopsida, Sapindales, Anacardiaceae. Gene Ontology annotation, cellular component: cytoplasm.
UCGGAGAUGGAGGAGACUUGACUUCCGACUAUUCUCAGUAAGAGACCCCAAAUGCUAAAUGUUUGACUAAGAUUUUUAUUCUCUCUCUCAGGCUGCUCAAACUUUGGUCAUGCUAUUCAUAAAUUUCAAUGUAUAAGAAAAGCCACCAUAAUGGAAGCGUCAGCCACUGACUACUGGAAAAUGUUUUUUUUCUGAUAAUUUAAUCAAUCAAUUCAAUAAUGCUGGUGUAAUUUAUCCAUCCUGGAUUUUAAUUCCGGAUCGGAUUGGUCGGUUCGCUGGAACCUAGGGGCCAGUCUGGUUUGGACUUGUCCUAAUUUUGAUUUAGACUAUCAGAUUGGGUGAACCAGGAUCAAACCAUAUUACCAUAAACCGUCUUUUGAAUGUUGGGUUUAAUACAUAUUUAAAUAGUAAAUCAAACUGAGCAGCCUAUGCAUCAGUCAAUUAGAGGUGGAUCCAACCAAGUUAAAAUAUUUUUUAAAUCAAGUUUAACUUUUCAAAUCUAAUUUAAAUCAAUUAGAGGUAGACUAGAAUGACUGCAAAAAUUCCAAGAUGAAGUGACACGAGAGGAGGCCUUGAAAAUUCGCCCGUAGCUAUCGGUAGACUGUAGACUGUAGACUGAAUCAGCCGGCUUUGAUUCAGUCAGUGUAAUUGAAUCUAUUGCUGAAUCUCUUAUUCUUUCUCACCAUUAUCUUCCUCUAUGCUAUUCUAUAUAAACAACGAGAUAAAUGCCAUUUGGAACAGCUUCAAGCCAUUUGCUAACAAGUUCUAGCUUCUUUACUAAGUUUAUUUUCUCAGUCUAUCAAAUUUCCUCUCCAAUGGCGUCAUCUUCUCCAUUGAACAUUCCUGCUUCUGCUGCCGCCUUAUUUCAAGAUCUUCCAAAGGAAAAAUGGUGGGGGAUCAUUGAGUACGUUCAGUUUGAAGGGUUCUGGUACUCAGCUCCCCGCCUUCAAGCUUCUCUCACUGCCAGGUCCAACUUUAAAGCUCUUGACGAUGAUGUUAUUCUGGCUUCUUGUCCCAAGACCGGCACCACUUGGCUCAAGGCCCUCAUUCCAUCCAUCAUGAAUCGUACAGGAGAAUUUAAAGACGACGACAGCGAUGAUCCUCUCCUCAAAAACCAUCCAAACGCCUUCAUGCCUUCUCUGGAAAUGAAAAUUUUCAGAGACACCCCAAAUCCUGAUCUCUCUGAUUUGGUCUCUCCAAGACUUUUCCGAACUCACGUUCCGUACACCAUGCUCUCAGAAUCCGCUCAGAAAUCAGACUGCAAAAUCGUCUACAUCACUAGAGAUCCUAAGGACGCGUUCGUGUCGUUUUGGCACUUCAUGAACACAAACGUGCCACCAUCACUUGGCAAACUCCCUAUAGAUUCUGCGUUUGAGAGUUUCUGCAAAGGGGUUUAUCCAUUCGGGCCAUUGCAGGAUCAUGCUUUGGGCUAUUUUCAGGAGAGUCAAAAGAGACCUGAGAAGAUACUUUUUUUGAAAUAUGAAGAGCUGAAGAAAGACCCGAAAGGGCAAUUGAAAAAACUAGCUUCAUUCCUGGGAAAGCCUUUUGCUAAUGAGGAAGAGGUUGAUAGAAUAUUGUGGAGGUGUAGCUUGGAAAGGCUCAAGAGCUUGGAGGUGAACCAGAAUGGAGUUGACCCUUGGGAUGGGUUGGCUUACAAUACAUAUUUCAGGCUGGGUAAUGUUGGGGACUGGAAGAACAGUUUAACCCCGGAGAUGAAAGACCGACUUGAUGAAAUUACAAGACAGAAACUCCAAGGGUGUGAUCUAGUUUUCGGGAGCUAAUUGUCCUGGAUAAUGAUCUUCUGGUUUUUUUUCCGGAAUAAGGCUGCAGUGUCCAUUUUUAAUUGCUUUUUAUUUCCUCCGUUUUCAUUAUAAUUCUUAAUGAAUCGGGUACUAGUCUUUGUUUUUGGGAUGUCAAUUAAACUUGUUCAAGUUCUUUGUGGAGAGUCAGUCAUAAUUAAGAAGAAAAUUGAGCU